AUGCCGUUCGGUGAGGUGACGAUCACCCUAGACGACGUUGCGACACUCACCGGAUUAGCGAUCGACGGUGAUGCCGUCAUAGACUGGCGGCGUCACCGGAUUACUUGGCUCAGGGAGACUUUCGAUGAGCUACCGCUUUCUGCAUCACCAGAGACGACAGCGCAGUAUGCUAGAGCGUAUGCGCUGUCUCUGAUGGGAGGUGUCUUGUUCUCCGAUCGGUCUGGAGGUUCAGUUCACCUGCAGUAUCUACUUUUGGUAGAGGAUUGGCGCAGAGCGGGGAGGUUUGCUUGGGGAGCAGCUGUGCUAUCCUACUUGUACCGUGAGAUGGGUAGAUCGGCGCUGCAGAUGACGGCAUUUUCUUCACUGGGUGGUGACUUUGGUGGAUGGUCCGCCUUGCUGAUGAUCUAG
Linum tenue is the source of this 408-nucleotide messenger RNA. NCBI's taxonomy places the organism in Eukaryota, Viridiplantae, Streptophyta, Magnoliopsida, Malpighiales, Linaceae. The record is from the annotation of a GenBank genome assembly.